GAUUUGUUUACUGAGAGUUUCGUUUGCCGGCUGCUGCCUGGAUCAUGGACCGUAAAAAGAAGCCAUUGGAUGUGACGGUUUCCUCGCUUGUAGACUUGAAGGCUGAACUUUUCCGAAAACAGGAAGAAUUCAAAAGAGAAAAACUUCUGAAAGAUGCUGGAGCCCCUGUAAAGCCCAAAGCUACAAACAAGAAGCCAAGCAUUUGGAUUAAGCAAAACAAAGGUGUUUCAGAUCGAGCUGAAAAAGAUGCUGAACAGAAGAUAGAAGAGCAGCAAACAUUGGAUAAAUCAAGACAGAAACUCGAAGAGAAAGCACAACUCUACGAGCAGAUGACAAAAGGAGACUUUCCAGAUGAAGAAACUGAGGAUUUGUACCUUGUGGAUUUCACUCAGAAGAUCAUUGACAAACAGAGAGAAGUACAAGAACAGUGUGCAAAUGAAGCUGCUAGGAAGGUAGCAGAGAAGGAGAAUGGGGAAGAAGAGAGACUCUCAGAAGCAGAAAUUCCACCUCCGCAGGACCCCACUGAAGAAUGGGUUGACUAUGUGGAUUCUUUAGGCCGAUCUAGACGCUGCAUGAAGAAAGAUUUGCCACAUCUGCUUCAAAUGGAUAAAGAGCUCCAAGGGAAGAGGCAAAUGACUGAUGGGAAAACUCUGUUGUCUGAAGAUAUGAGAAGGGAGCUUCAACGUCAGGAGUGGGAAAGAGAAGAAGAAGAAGCCCUAAAGAAACCAAUGGGGCCAAUACAUUAUGAGGACAUUCGAGAAAACGAGGCCAGACAGCUUGGUGUUGGUUACUUUGCCUUUGCCCGUGAUCAGGCUUUGAGAAGAAAACAAAUGGAAACUUUAGAAAUGCUACGAGAACAGACUACCGACCAGAGAACAAAGCGUGAACAUCUGAAGGAGAAACGUAAGGCUGUUCUGGAAGCGAGGCUGUCCAAGCUUCGAGCCAAAAAGAGACUAAAAGAUGGUGAUACGAGGGAAAAUGGAGCAGAGGAAGACACUGCGGAGCCAGUCCCCGCUGAACCCAAGCCUGCAGAAGUGCCAAGAGCUUCCACAGAAAGUAGAAAAGUGGAAGUUGUCAUCCAGGAACGGAAAGAUACAAAGCCUGGAGUUCCCUACGUUCGAGAGUGGGAUAAAGGCAAAGAAUUUACUUUUGGACUCUGGUCAAAGAAGCAGUCAGAUCUCAGGAAUGAACGAGACCCAGAAUUUGCACCACCUCCUGCUUACUUUAUUGGCCAAAAGAGAGCUCAUGACUUUAAAAGCCAGAGCUGGAACAAACCUGGAUCCUCAUAUGAAAAAAACAAGCAAAAUCCGAGAAGGGACCUGCCAUCCCCAUCCUCUGAGACCCACAGUAGCAGCUCGCAGAACAAUCAGUUUCCUCCCACUCAGGCAUCUGAUAGUGGCUUGCAAGACCAGGAGCUAGUUUACCAAAGUUUAGAUGAUAUGCUGUCCUACUAUAAGCAAGUAACAUGAUCUUUAGAUGCUGUUAGGCAAGGUCAGUGGCUUACAGAUGAAUUAGGGACCUGUUUUUAGGGUUCUAAAUUUUUGUUUUGUUUAAAGUUCAAGAGAAAGUUGUCAUGAUAGGAUAGGUAUCAAAUGUCUUUACUAUGAGAUGAUACUGCAACAACUUACUGCUUACUGCAACAACUAUGCUGCUUCUGUCACUACAAGAAUUAAAGAUUUUUGUUUGAAAGGUGAUACAUUUCUCUAAUGUUUUUUAUAAUUCAGCCAUUGCUAUUUGUUGCCCUUUCCAUUGCUGUUUGCAUCACCAUAAGCACUUGGAUUGGGACCCAAGGACCUACUUUAGGUACACUCCAUCCUGACCAGCGUUGACUUUUUUUCUUUUCUUAUUUCAUAAUAUGAGGCUCAGGCCCCUAUAGCAUGAGGGUCCACUGUUCAAGAGAAAUACGUUGCUGCCCCUGUGCUCUCAGUUACACAGAAUUAGUUCUCUAGUUCAGGGAUGAGGGAAGUGGGACCCUCCAGAUGUUGGACUGAAAAUCCCUGAAACGUUAAUAAUAAAAUAAAGUACAAUGAGAAACACAAUGUAUUAAAACAUAUUUCUGUGAAUAGGGUUAAUUAAGCACAUUGCCACAGGGGCCUAUGCAUAUAUAUUGUUAUUUAAAAUCUUAUCAAUGUGGUCUGUUAGAGAAUUAUAAUAUACAAUUCCUUACUUGUUAGAAGGAAGUGUGUGCAGAAUUUCUUCUAGCAAAAAGAUUGUCUCCUGAAUUAAUCUAUGGCGACUAAAAAGGGUACUCCUCAAAUUCAUUUGUAUAUUCUUCGUUCAUUUUUUUCUGGGCUCUACCAGGCGUUUCCAUGUAGUUAUGAUAAGUGUUGUACACUGUUGCUAUAGCUGGGGAGUGUCUGCUAAUUGUCGAAGAGUCACAAUAGUGGGUAAAAAUUCCAGAACUUCAUUUAUGCCACACGGAUUCAGAGUUUUUAAUUUCAGAAUCCAGUCUUAUUUUCCUUCUUAGUAGCUGUUUGUCAUCCUGUGUGCUUAGUCUAUCCAGGGCCCAACAUUUCAAAUCUGAAUGCUGCUGUUCUGUGAAAUGGUUUAGUAAUGGAGCACCUGGUCUCUUGAUUUUUAUAUUGUUCAGGUGCUCUCCAAUCGUCUUUUUAGCAGUCUGGUUGUUUUUCUCACAUAAAUCUUAGGAUUCCAGUAUUAGAGUAGUUUGUUUUACUAGAUAAACUUAGUUUUUAUUUCAAAUAACUACAAGUGCUAAAUGGUGUUCCAUUGUAGUCUGUUAAAUUAUAAGUCUUGUUUAUAUUAUGGUAGUCAACUAUUGUAUAAGGCAUCUUAGUGUAGAAAUGAGAUCCUGUUAAGUCAUGGUCCCUGCUUUCCACUGAUCAUCUGGAUUUCUGACAAGACUGAAGAAGCAGGUGGUUCAUAUGGGCAUUAUCAAACUGCCAUUUUACCAUUGCAUGAUGUUGGGAUUUCCUGUGUUCAGCUAUGUAAGUAAAACGAAAUUAAACACACAUUUCAAGGUGUCCCUUUCACUGUGUCACUGUGAUUAUGAUGGCCAGUAGCAAAAUAAACCCAGAUAUCUUUUCUA
Messenger RNA from Elgaria multicarinata webbii, 3046 nucleotides. It is a transcript of the gene CCDC174, whose product is annotated as coiled-coil domain containing 174. Gene Ontology annotation, cellular component: nucleus. Lineage: Eukaryota; Metazoa; Chordata; Lepidosauria; Squamata; Anguidae. Bases 45 to 1469 code for a protein of 474 amino acids. The transcript is spliced from 11 exons. The record is from RefSeq and is a predicted model, not a curated record.